GUGGGAGGCAGGCCGGCAGACGGACUCGCGGUCGGGUGGUGGCGGCCGUGCUCGCUAGUGAGGGCGGGAGGGAGUGAGUCACUGAGCGUGUGUGAGGGAGGGAAGGAGCGAGCUAGCAGCCCGCGCCGUUCGUCCGCAGCACCCGCCAGGCCCCGCCGCUUCUCCGCCGCCCCGCGCCCAGGCCGGGCCAAGCCGAGCCGAGCCGGGUCGGGUCCGGUCCGGGCCAUGCUGCUCACCGUGUACUGUGUGCGGAGGGACCUCUCCGAGGUGACCUUUUCCCUCCAGGUCGACGCCGACUUCGAGCUGCACAACUUCCGCGCGCUGUGCGAGCUCGAGUCCGGCAUCCCCGCAGCCGAGAGCCAGCUUGUUCAUGCCGAAAGACCUCUCACAGACAACCACAGAUCACUGGCUUCUUAUGGCUUGAAAGAUGGGGACGUGGUGAUUUUACGACAGAAGGAGAAUGCAGACCCUCGACCUGCAGUGCAGUUCCCAAACUUACCACGGAUAGACUUCAGCAGCAUAGCUGUGCCUGGCACGUCAAGACCCCGCCAGCGCCCGGCAGCAGGCGCACAGCAGCCCCACUCAUCUGCUGGAGAGAUAGCGUCCUCUCCUCAGGGCUUGGACAACCCAGCCCUUCUCCGAGACAUGCUGCUGGCCAACCCGCAUGAGCUGUCCUUGCUGAAGGAGCGCAACCCGCCCCUGGCAGAAGCCCUGCUCAGCGGAGACCUCGAGAGAUUUUCCAGAGUCCUGGUAGAGCAGCAGCAGGACCGAGCCCGGAGAGAGCAAGAAAGGAUCCGUCUCUUUUCUGCUGACCCCUUUGAUCUUGAAGCUCAGGCAAAGAUAGAAGAGGAUAUCAGGCAACAGAACAUUGAGGAGAACAUGACGAUAGCUAUGGAAGAAGCUCCUGAAAGCUUUGGCCAAGUGGUGAUGCUUUAUAUUAACUGCAAAGUGAACGGGCAUCCUGUGAAAGCCUUUGUUGACUCAGGUGCCCAGAUGACUAUUAUGAGUCAAGCCUGUGCAGAAAGGUGUAACAUAAUGAGACUGGUGGACCGGCGGUGGGCAGGGAUUGCCAAAGGAGUGGGCACCCAGAAGAUUAUUGGAAGGGUACACCUAGCUCAGGUUCAGAUUGAAGGAGACUUCCUGGCGUGUUCCUUCUCCAUUCUCGAGGAGCAGCCCAUGGACAUGCUUCUGGGACUGGACAUGCUGAAACGGCACCAGUGUUCCAUUGAUCUCAAGAAAAAUGUACUGGUGAUCGGCACCACAGGCUCCCAGACGAGCUUCCUACCCGAGGGAGAGCUGCCAGAGUGCGCCCGCUUGGCAUAUGGCACUGGGCGAGAAGAUGUGCGACCAGAAGAGAUUGCAGACCAAGAGUUAGCAGAAGCCAUUCGGAAAUCAGCAGAGGAUGCAGAGAAAAGCGGUAAAGAAUCUACCUCACUGGGAAUGUCAUCAUUACCAACUUCAGAUGGAUUUACCCAUCCAGCCCAUUCUCCAGGACCAAGUCCUGAGAAGGGUAAUCCUCCAAGUCUUGCUCACUCUGCCUCUGCUUCAGUCCGCCCUGUCAAGCCCUGUGACCAAGAUAGCAUUGAACUUAAAGCUGUGAAGGCUUUGAAGGCUUCAUCUGAGUUCCAGAUGAACUCAAAAAAGAAAGAACUCCUUCCUCUACAGGAUUUUUCUGAUCAUGCUUCCUCAGCAGACCAGAGUCCAGCUAUGCCUUUGCAUAAUUCAUCCGAAGAAGCAAUUAUUAGAGAUAAUCUGGAGAAAUCUGCUGAAAGAAGCAACCAGGGCCUCAAACUUUAUCUCCAUGCAAGACAGGAAACUAGUUUAUCUGUCACAACUACUAGGAUGCAUGAACCACUGAUGCUUGCAGACACAGAGGGUUGGCACCCAGGAAAUCAGAACCUACAUCAACUCAGUGGCCUUCAUCAGCACACAGAACCAGGGAAUAAACAGCGUGAGGGACAGCAGGAUGUUCCACGUGGCCAAGGACAGCUCUGUGAGCCAGGGGAUCUUGAGCUUCCUGAAGAAGAGCAGCAGAAUCAACAGCAAAGUGUUAAUUUGAAAGCUAUGAUGAAAGGAGAUGGGCUUCAGCAGAAUGCAGAUCUUCCGAGCACAGAGGAAAGCUCUCUGCCUUCAGGAUGCUUCGGCUGCUCAAAUUCAGACAUGCUUAUGGAGAUAGAUGUGGAGCAGACCCUAGUUGCUGUACUUAAUUCAGCAGCCAGGCAGAACGCCGAUGUCAAGAACGUUGGCAUCGAGUCUAGACUCACUGCAGAUAAUCCCUCGAUGGAAGUAGAAACAUCAAAAUGUAAUCCUUCAUCUGAAAGUGUGAAUGAUUGUGUUUCCACUCAGGCUUUACAGCCCCCAGAAAGUAAUAUUGAAGUGUCUGAAACAAAUAAUGAAUACAGCAACAGUCUACCCUCUCUGAAUCUCGGUGGCACUGGUCAGCCGUCUGUGGAGUCAGCAGAAGAAUCUUGUUCAUCUGUAACAGCAGCCUUGAAAGAACUUCAUGAACUUUUGAUCAAUAGUAGUAAACCAGCUUCAGAAAAUACAUCUGAAAUUACCUGUGUGUCAGAAACAGUACCCGAGGGCCAAACAAGUGUUAAAGGCCUUCCAGAAAGAUGGACUCAAAAUGAGUAUCUUCCCCACAGAGAUCUGUGUCCACAGGUCUCCUGCCAUCAGGCCAGAUGUGUAUCAGGGAAGACAGAAGGCUUAGGCUCUGCAUCUGGAACAGAAGACAUGGAAAGCACUAGCUUCCAGGGACCAGGUGAUGGCCUGUCAGCUGACCAGGAAGGUGUCCCCAAAUCUAGAGAGUCACUGAGUGAGAGCAGUUCUGUCACUGUAACCUCAGCUAAGUCAUCUAAUCAAUUACCCUGCACCUUAGGUGUAGAAAUUACAUCCAGUCUCCUAGGCGAUGAGGAGGAUGCCCGCAAUCAGACUUCGGAGCAGACGGAGUCUUUGCCAUCUAGUUUCAUACUGGUUAAAGACUUGGGUCAUGGCACACAGAACCCAGUAACAGACAGGCCCGAAACCAGAGAAAAUGCCUGUCUUGAUGCUGCAAGGCCAUUUCUUGAAUUGGAACCACUGACCAGCUGUCCGUCAUCAAGUCCUUCCCUCCUUUUACCCUUAAGUUUUCCUGCCACAGAUAUUGACCGGAUUAUUCGGGCUGGCUUCACUUUGCAGGAAGCUCUUGGGGCUUUGCAUCGCGUUGGUGGGAAUGCAGAUCUUGCACUUCUUGUUUUGUUAGCAAAGAACAUUGUAGUUCCCACAUAACUAUGGGAAAGUGGGCUAGACCGUACUCCGUUCCCUUUUAAAAAAAAAGAAGCACUCUAUACACACACACACACUCACCACAUACACAGUAUAUGUAGAACCCCGCAAGCAGAAUGUUGAGCCAGAUUUUUUUUUAAGGGUUUUUUGGGGGGCGUUUUUUUUUGUUUUGUUUUGUUUCAUUUUUGGCCAAAGUAAUUUAUGAUCUCUUGUCUGAUGAAUUUGUCUAUCCUACCUGUUAAAUUUUGGGCCUUUAAAAAUGUAUUGGCAGUAUGCAUACAAAAGCUUUUUAUUCUCACUAAGGUGAUGUAUUCUGGAAUAAAAUGGAUGGUUUUGUGUAUAGCAUAACAUAUUAGAAUGAGAGUGAAUGCUUUAAAAAGCAGAGACCAUGAAAAAUCCCACUACCCAUGCAAGUAGAAACACAUCAGCUCCCCACCUGUCUCUGCUGCAGGCAGGGUAUGGCUUGUUGACUCCAUUUAGAAACUUCUGACUAUAGAGCUUGGUGUUUGGAAUUAUACACAGUGACUGUGUAUUAUGACUCACCAGUUAUAACAGGAAAUUGAAGAAUAAUUGGAUAAUAUACCCUAGGGUGGUAUGCUUUUAUUUGUGUGCUCAGGAAUUGACAUUUUAAUGGGGGGGGGGCGGCUACUCUGCAUCACAGGCUGCUGCGUGCAUGGGUUGAUUGCCAAAUACCUUUAUUACAUUGGCCGGAAUAAGUUAGAAUUAACAUUGUAGUGAAACAUGGUGCUACUCAAACUUUAAAAGGGAAGAAACAAAAAGGCCCCAAUCAUGAUUCCAUUUGCAGAUGCCAAGAACUGUAGGAGAAAAGGAAUGGCCUAGAUAAACACUGGAAUUUACUAGAGAUUGGGUUUGCUAGCAUCUCCCUGAUAACACCUCAAUCCUUCCUGACUAAUAACAAAUGUAAGUUCAGUUAAACAGGUUGGUUGCCAGCAGCUUGUUUCCUUUCAGUGUCAUCUACUAGGCAGUUCUUCCAGAGCUCCAUUUGGGCUGUGGUCUGAAUGAAGUGGAAGUGCGAUGAUCUUGUCACUGGUUCCCCGUGGUGCUUGGAAUGUCAGUUUGGUGUCGUUCGUGGCAGUGGAAAUAGUAAUAGUAGUUUCUGAUCAGUGGCCUUGGCAAAGUUUUCCAUCCCUUUCUUUCCUCAGGAGUUUCUUUUUUAAGCAAGAUUAAUGUUUGUGUUUACCAUGUCAAACUAGAGUGGGGCAAAAUAUAUAGAAGUAUUUAUUGUGGCCUUUUUUUUAUAUAAGGACUUGCCCUUGGAAGUCAUUGUCCCAUGGGCCCCACUGUGCAAUAAUCCUACUGGAUAGGUGUUAGAUAGUUCCUAGAAAUUGAACUGUUCUUUUACAUACCUAGCAAAAAUCUGAAAUCUUGAUUUUUUUUUUUUUUUUUUUUUUUUUUUUUUUUUUUUUUAAGAAUUUUGAAAGCCAGGCGUGGUGAUACAUACUGGUAAUCCCAGCUCUUGGAAGCCUGAGACAGAAGGAUUACAAGUUUGAGACCAGCCUGGGCCAUAUAAUGAGAUCCUGUCUCAAGAAAUAAAUAAUAAAAAUCAAAAUUUUUUAAAAAAUGGAUUUUUGAGAAUGAUUAUUUCUGAUUCCAAAUUAUAGUCUGCAAUGUGUUUGAAGGAAUGAUUUCUGAACUUGAGUUAAAUGAUAUUUUUCUGAAGUCUCUCUGAAAGCUUGUUUUUUCCAUGAAAAUUUAAAUCAGCACAAUCAAAACCAGAGCUCAUCUCAGGAGUUUUUGAAACUUUUAUUUUAGCAGCUCUUAGAGGCAUUUCUCUCUCCUUCUCCCAGUCUCUCUCUUUUGCUGUGUUGCUUGUAUGUAUGCUUUGAGACUUCAGUGACCUGGCACAGGUCUCCAGAUUCAUCAUGAUCUUUCCUGAAGUUAGGAAAGGGUUGACAGAAGGAGUUGUUUCCUGCUUUCCAGGGGGCGCUCAGAACAGCAGGUGAACCCGGCUGUCUUUAAACAUCCAGACAGCCAUGCGUUGAGGAGUCUUGCUUGCGCUACACCAAAGACGUGAGAUGUACUAGGAAACAAUUACAGGAUUUUUGUCAACCAGCUCAGAGCUGUGAUUGUAAUUCAGUAGUUGGUGCUAUGAUUAAGACAAAAUCCAGCAUCAGUGCAGCGGGGGCCUGUAUUUGCUUUAUGGGUGGUGAUUUGAGAGUAUAAUUUAAGGUUACAAAUCUUUAGGGCACAGGGUGGGGUGGGUAAGGGAACUCACUGGUGACAGUGGACUCCUCCCGAGAGGCCUGCUGUGUGGAGGUGGCCGCACAGCACUCUGAGCAUAUGAGACCUCAGCACACCAUUCAGAAGCUGGCCACUGACUUUAUGGUGUCAAGGUUUAGGUAACUGUCCCAGGUGGAGUACGUAAUGACAGUCUGGAAAAGAUUUCAUUACAGUAGCUUUUCUGUAUGUAUCUGUAUAUUUACUUUUAGGAUUUUUUUUUUUUUUUUUUUUUUUUUUUUUUUUUGUCUUUUUCGUUUUUUAGGAAAAAAUCAGAUAGGCUUAUUGUUGUACAGGAAUUGUUAGGAAUACUUUCAGUGAGCUUAACCCACUUGCCAAAUAUCCUUGUCCCUUUUGGUCUAUUUUUGUUUGUUUGCUUAUUUGUUCGUUUUUAAACAUAUACUUGCUUUUGAUUUUUAAAAUAUCACUUUCUGUCCACCAUUCGUAUAAAAAUAAAAUUGUUGACGUUAGGAUUUUGAAUGAUUAUUUUAAUUUUGUAGUUCUAGCCCACAAAGGGUACAUUACACUGGUGAAUCUGCAUUGUCAGUUUUUAUGCAGUGUUUAAUACUUUAAGAACUUUAGAAGUGCAGAAACUAUAUAUUAACUUCUAAAACUAAAGAUCAAGUCAUUGUGAGCUCUGGUUGUCAGCAGAGCUGAUAGAUAAUAGCCAUAACCAGCACUGGAUAGCUCCUGCACUGUAACCAGUAGGGGCAGUCCUGUGGCCAGCACUUACAUCCUAGGGGGGUCUCUGCUUAUACACCAAAGAGGAGUAGAUGUCCUGUAAGCCUUGAGUGUUCCCUCAAGUCGGUUCCUGUGUAGAAGGGUGUGUUUGCUAACCAGCUAUGCCGAGGCUACAGACGUUGCUUUUGGCACUUAAGACCAUGUGCAGUUGCCUGCUUGCUUAGGCCUUCAGACAGCCAGGAGCCUUGUUGCUACAGUGUGGGCUCUAACUGUUAAUGGAUAAACAGAACCAGUCGCUUGGCAAAGGAAGCUGGGUAGAUUGAAAGUGUUAGAACCCUUCUGCCUGCAGCCUACAUGUCCCAGAGCUCCUUGACUCCAUAAGCACUGAAGGGACACACAGCCCAUUGUGUUUCUUCCCCAACAGUGCAAGAGGAUACCUAGGAAUAAAAUAUAAGACUUUGUAUCACUGAUUUUUGUGGUGCCCGUUUAAUGUAGAAUCAUCCUGUUCCUCCCUACCACAACUCUCUCUAAUGAAAGCCAUAAAAUUGUUGGUGUGACUUUUCAGCUCAUGUCUAUAGAUACAUGUGUAAACUAUCACAUACAUAUGGUGAUUGACAAAUAUCUUAGUUAAUUUUACAUAGAUUAAAAAGCAAGCAAUUUUUGUAUCUAAUAGUCUUCACUUACGGUGGCUUUUAUCCCACCAUGUGUAUAAUAAACUGCCUUGCAGAUAGCUAGUCUGGAGAGUCACAGUGCAUUCGGAUUGCCUUGCCCUACCCGUUGGCCGCCUGUGGCGAGGGCGCACAGGAAGGUUGAGUUGCUCCAUAUUUCACACUUAACUCUCACUGGCAGCGCGGCACAGAGAAGCUAACCAGGGCCUGGGGCGAGCUCAGUGGUACAGCGCAUUUGAGCACGUGAGGCCUGACUUUGAUCCCAGCACCAAAAAAGAUCAAUAAAUAAUAAAUACAAGACGCUAACUGGGUUGUGUUCUCUCUCUAGCACACUCACCCGAAGGCCCAGUUUCUCAUUUGAAUUUGCUGACUUAGUGUAGUCUGUGGCUAAGCUAAAAAGAUAGUUACAAGUUUCCCUUCCUAGAAAAUGUGUCGUGAUAGGAAUUUCAUAAAAUGAAAGUAGCCUCCUCUGCCCUGAGAAUUUUUGCUGAUUUCUCUUAAACAAUCAAGUUGAUUUCAGAGCCUGUCCUUUGUGCUGGAAUGUGAUGUCAAGGCUCAAGUUUUAUACUAAGUGGAGCCUCUGGAGGUUUUAGGAGUUCAUUGAAUAAAGAACUUAGGGGUGAACCUUCAAUGUUCUUGCUUUUCUUUUGUGCCUUAGUUUCUCUGAACAGCAGAGACAUCGAAUGGUGGGGAAUGGCAGUGGGGGAGGCUGGGGGGAAAGGUUAAAGUAGCCUCCUGGGGAUGAGGACCCGUGGAGGGCUUUGGCUCCUGACUUUCCCCACGCUGAGUCACUGGGUGUCCCCUGACAGGGUUGCUAUAUGGGGUUUUACAUCUGGUAAACCAAAAAUGGUCUCUAGAUGUUUAUUGUGUUUAUUGUUCUAUCAGUGUUAGGAGUAAGGAAGAGGAAUUCAAGAAAUUACUUUCUUAACAUAUUUAAAAGAAAGUUAACUACUCCCUUCAAGGUUAGGCGUUACAAAUCUUUGAGACAGGGCUUGCUCUGUACCACAGGCAGGCCUCAAGAUGCAUGGGGUCCUCAUGCCUGAGCCCCUCAAGUGCUAGGAUUCCAGGCGUGUACCACUAUGCCUAGUUUUCUUUUUUGGGUCUUUGAGACAGUCUCGUGGUGUAGUUAAGGCUGGUCUUAAACUCACUGUUUAGCUCCUCAAAACUCCUGGGACUUCUGCCUCAGCCUCCUGAGUGCUGGGGCUGCAGCAGAGCCCCACCACACCCGGCUUGCAGUAUGACUGAGCACGAAAAUCUUCCUGAGUGCCUGUGUGCCGGGGCCUGACGAGUGCUAGGGAUUCAGGUGUGACUGCUUCCAAUGCAAACUACUACUGCUCGUAAAUUUGUUGGAGUGUUUUUGUUUUCCUCUCCCAGGACAGGGUCUUGUGUUCCCCAAACUGGUCUCAAACUUGGAACCUUACAGCCUCAGCCUUCCACAUAGCUGGAAUUACAGACAUACACUACUGCACACAGUGAGCAGGCCUUGCUUUUUUCUUUUCUUUUCUGUUUUUUUUUUUUUUUUUUGGUGCCGGGAUCAAACUCAUGACCUUGUGCUUGCCAGGCAGGCCAUGCCUUGCUUUUGAAGUCAGAGUUACACACUUCUAAUUUAGAGCUAGCUGGAAAGACUCAAACCCACAAUGGAAUCAGAUGUUGGGAACAUACAGUCUUCCCCACCCUUCCCCUCCAGUUCUGUGGAUUGAAUUCAGGCUUUUGUGCAUGUUAGAUAAGCCCUGUCACAGAUGCAUCCUUAGCUUUAGAAUGAUUCCUACAUUUUCCUUUGGGAGUGGGUACCAGGAAUGGAACUCAAAACCUCGUGUUUGUCAGGCAGUGGCCAUAUUGCUGGGCUCUUGGCAGCCCACGUUUUACUUUUUUAGUGCCCGGUGUAGCGUGUGCUUGUAAUCCCAGCACUCAGAGAGUCGGGCAGAAACAUCAAAGAGUUUGAGGCCAACCUUGCCUACACAGUAAGACCCUGUCUCCAAAAAUUUUUUAAAUAUAUUUUGAAAAGAGUCAGAUACACUAACAAAGUUGUAACGUCUGGUAGGAACACCUGAAGGGAUCAGGUACUGAGGUCAAUUUAUAAUUAGAGAAAAGGGACAGGCAGCAAGGAGUCCAUGACCGCCUGCUUCCCAUCAGGACCUUGCUGUGCGGGUUAGAGAUGGGGGCAAUGCCCCACAGCCUCCCACACCCCUCAGUCAGCACGGCUGCUCAGGAAUCCUGGCCAUCUGGGCUGACAGGACUUAGCCCAGGAUUCUGCAGGGUGUGCUAUUUUAAAGCAGCUGAGUGCAGCAUGUGAAAAUAGGAAUCUAGAGCAGGAAGUGUAGCAAGUAGUUCUGGGACUGGGUAGAGAGCAGGACUGAUUUACAAAAAAAUGCAGGACCUGCUGAGGCUCAGCAGGAGGGCUGCAUCCAGGGACCUUUCAUCCAUUAAAGCCGGUACAAUCUGUGUUGCGAUCUGAAGCAGGGAGCAGGAUUUCUGAGUCUCGGCCUUCAAUGUUGAGAUUCACAGGAAAUGUGACUGGUCAUCUACACUGGCGGGGCUGAAAACAGGGCUCAGCUGAGAGGACACCACCUUAGGGACAAGAUUGUCCAGGAAAACAGCACAAGGGCAUACGGGUUAGAUGUUCCUGUACAUAAAAUACUGAAACUACAGACAAUGGGAAGUGGAGAGAGCGAGAACACAAAAUUGGGGUAGUUUGUACAGAACUACAUUUCUAUACUGUAAGAUUUUCGUUACCAAAAUGGGGAAGGGUCAGGUUGAGGCAUUUUUCCAUUUUUUCCCCCUGGAAAAUUUCAUCUGAUCGCAAGUGACUUUUUUUCUUGGUACCAGGGAUCAAACUCAAGACCUUGUGCUUGCCAAGCAGGCAUUUGUGCCAGUGAGCUAAAUCCCCAGCCCUAGGAAAUGAUUUUGUCUGCAAUCUUAACUGACUGGGUUUGUGAGUCCCAUCAGUUUGUCUCCAGAUUCCCUGACCAGGCUCCUUUUCUCCUUCCUUAAAGUCCCAGGAGAUUUCUGAGUUUUAUGCCAUCCAUUCAAAGCCUAUCAGAAGGUGUAGGUUUCUGUUUCUCACUCUCCUGAUCAAUCACCCUUUUGAAAUAGUUGUGAUAGAACAGUUGCACAUACUGGUUGAAUUUGCUUUUGGGGGGGCUGGGGAUUUAGCUCAGCAGCAUAAGCGCCUGCCUUGCAAGCAUGUGGUCAUGAGUUCGAUCCUCAGUACCGAUUAAAAAAAAAAUGAAUUUGCUUUUUUGUUUUUUUAACCAUGUACCUUCAAUUAAAACUGACUUGUAUGUCUUUAUUCCAAAUCUCUUGUUAAUGCUAAGUCAGGCCAAUGGCUUUUGCACUCAAAGAUUUGUUUACUACUUUUAUAGCCAUAUUUGGCAAAUCGUAGUAAUAGAAGCCCUCUUUUCUUCCUCUCUUUGCUUCGUACUGCAAGAUACUCUUUACCCUUUGAGACUACUGCAUUUUAUGAGAAGAACUAGACUGACUGGCAAAAUAGGCUUGCCAGUUGCUCCCAAAUGCUUUGGUUUUGAGAGUUGGGAAAACUCUGAGAACUUAAGGGAACCGAACUCAGGAAUCCCAAAGUUGAUAGCAUUGUGCCAUUAGUUUAGGGGCUGAACAUAGGACCUGUCUACAGCUGAGUGAAUCUGAUGCCUUUGAGUUUGAAUUUCUGUCAUACUGAAAAUGUAAGUCAGCCCUGAGUAAUUGAACACUUUAUUUUAUUUUUUAAUAGGAACUUUCUGAAGAAAAAAGUGGUGUGUAAAACAUUUGAUAUUUAAGACAAUAAAGUUUUUACCAUAAGAA
Molecule: messenger RNA, 10646 nt
Organism: Cavia porcellus (domestic guinea pig)
Lineage: Eukaryota; Metazoa; Chordata; Mammalia; Rodentia; Caviidae
Gene: Ddi2
Product: DNA damage inducible 1 homolog 2
Exons: 9
Coding region: 226-3267 (1013 amino acids)
Biological process (GO): proteolysis
Molecular function (GO): aspartic-type endopeptidase activity; protein binding
Source: RefSeq, a predicted model, not a curated record